CACAUUCUUAUUUUUUCUGACAGGGGGUCUCAAGGGGUACCAAAAGGGUGCAACGAGCGUCCCGUCGCCGUGGUAUUUGCAUUUGAUGCACUUGUCGCAUUGAGUUUACAAGUGGAUCAAGACUAGAUUGAACCCGAUCUUCUGUUUAUCUAUCAAACAAAAUGCCCGCUAAAGUAAAGAAAAAGAGAGCCAAGUCGAAAUCACCAGGGUCGGCUGAGGAAAAAAACAGACCACGACCAGACCCAAUUCCACCACAAGAUUUUGGACCAGAAGAACCAAAACCAUCACACCGAGAAAGUCUUCAAAAGGUACUUACCGGAGACCGAGUCGAUCUUCAAACCAAAGAGUUUAUGGGAUGUAGAAUAGCAACCAAGGUGUUUGAACAGCUUACCACUCAUGAGAUACGCGAUCUCAAAACAGUCUUUGAUGCUUUUGCUGAUAAAAGGGGGAUGAUACGAGCUGACCAUAUAAGGAGAGCUAUGAGAUCUCUUGGUUUCAAAGUCUCAAAAACGGAAGCAGUUGCCAUGGUAGCAGAUAUAGACCUUGAUAGAUCGGGAACAAUUGACUUCAAUGAAUUUUUGCUGUUCAUCAUUGAUAAGCAAGGCACAGCAAGAGAUGUACAAGCUGAAAUAUCACAAGGAUUCAAAAUGAUGGACUAUGAUAACACAGGCAAGCUAACAUUGGACAACCUGAAGCGAGCAGCAAAGGAAUCUGGUGUGAAGUUUACAGAGGCUGAUCUGAGAGAGAUGAUUGAGGAGGCUGAUAGGAAUGGAGACAAUAUGGUAGACCUUCAAGAAUUCUCCACUGUUAUGCUUAAAACAAAUCUAUUUUGAAUGUUAUUAAUGAACAGUUCUAUGUAUAGCACAUAUCACAUUAUGAACAUCUCUGCGCUUCCAAAGGACUUGGAUAUUAUUUAG
Molecule: messenger RNA, 917 nt
Organism: Lytechinus variegatus (green sea urchin)
Lineage: Eukaryota; Metazoa; Echinodermata; Echinoidea; Temnopleuroida; Toxopneustidae
Product: caltractin-like
Exons: 5
Coding region: 162-833 (223 amino acids)
Biological process (GO): centriole replication; mitotic cell cycle
Cellular component (GO): centrosome; centriole
Molecular function (GO): calcium ion binding
Source: RefSeq, a predicted model, not a curated record